Ostertagia ostertagi is the source of this 519-nucleotide messenger RNA. The record is from the annotation of a GenBank genome assembly. NCBI's taxonomy places the organism in Eukaryota, Metazoa, Nematoda, Chromadorea, Rhabditida, Trichostrongylidae.
AUGAAGAAUUCAUCGACUGAUGCUGAUUCCGGAAGCAACUGCCAUUGCCACCAUCAUCACUAUCACCACCACAAAAUGCCAGCAUUCCUCAAGCAUGUGAGUGCUGAUGCACGUUGGGAAUACUACGCUAUCAUUCGAGACAUGUUCUCGUCGAUGAGCGAUAAGCUGAAGAAGCUCGACGAGUGGGCCAAGAAGCAAGAUCCCGAAGUAAAGAAAGGAAUGGAGGCGUACUUCAAGAAUAUUGACAUGUAUUGGAAAGAUGUCAACAAAAACGUAACGAUGACUCUCGAGGAGCUGCCAAAGGUCUAUCCGAAGGUUUAUGAGAUCAUGGCCGAUCUGGAUCUUACUCCUCGAGAAAUUUACAAGAAGAUUCGCGAGCUACAGCUCAGCAAAAUGACAUCACACUCAAUGUAUGCCGUCGCAAUGGCUGUCAUUCACACCGGAGGAGCAGAAUAUCCGUAUCUCAUGGACAACGACAUGUUCCUUGAAAGUGAGAUCAUCUACCUUUUUUCGAUAUGA